Messenger RNA from Diatraea saccharalis (sugarcane borer), 1794 nucleotides. The record is from the annotation of a GenBank genome assembly. Lineage: Eukaryota; Metazoa; Arthropoda; Insecta; Lepidoptera; Crambidae.
AUGAAUGAAAGAGGAAUGAACAAGACUGUUAAGAUUGGUUCAGAUUUGUUCAGGAUAGUUAAGAAUGUUAAGAUUGGUUCAGAUUUGUUAAAAUUAUUAAGAUUGGUGGAACUAUUGACGACUACUAUUAGAACCAUUAGGAAUGAUAAAAUUAUCAGCAAAAUAAUGAAUGAAAGGGAACGUCAAGAUCGACAGAAAGUAAGGAAAAGGUUAAGAUCUGUUCAGCGUAGCAAACAACUAACCAAUGAUCCCUUAUUCUCUCCCCCCCUCACAGCUGCCCAGCCGCGGUGUUGGGGGACGGAUCCGGAGUCGGACGCGCCGAGCGACUCCACCCAUUCAUCUGUCCAUCUGUUCGUCUCUCUGGCACGGGCGCGCCUCCCUGACGUGCGAGCGGGUGCCCCGAAUUCUCUUUCAGUCAGCUCAUCAUCAUCGGAACGGGGACCGCGGGCCGGCACAGCAGUCGCACAGAGCAAUACGGCAGCUCGCCACCUGUCCUUCUUUCUUUCCCUUUUUAGGGGUCCUCCAGGACAGGGGCAGCUUAAGACGACUCUCGCAUUUCCAGUAGCACCAACCUUAACACCAGGCACAUUCGAGAGUCGCACCACACAGGGUGCCUCACCCGCCCCGGCGCCUCGCGAUCAUGACCCUCGUCAUGGCCCUCGUCAUCGGGGGAAGUGGUCGCGGUGCGGCGGGGCGGUUUCAACUCACUUCACCCUGGCACCCUCUGAUCAUUUUCACUUUCUAUCACAACCACACGCAUCCAUCAACAAACUCGCUUAUCAUUCAUUCCUAUCCGGGAACAGGGGUUCUCUACUCACCUCACAAUCACCAUUCUUACUUCACCAUUCUUCGACCCCUAUUCUCACUUUCUCAUCACCCUCUAUCCCCUUUUCCUUCUCUCUACCCCUAUGGAGGGGGCUCGUGGACCAACAAGAAGCUCCCGGGCGAAGCCCACCCCCUCCGCUCAUCCCCACCCGUCAUCAGCGCCUCUUCUACUUAAUAGAAGUUGCAAAAAAAGCCGCUCUACGUUCUGCUGCUCGGCAAAAGACUGAUGGAGGUGUAGAAAAUGUGGUUGAGCUCACUAAAGUGGAGGAGCGCAUUAUAUCUUUAAUGGGUCGAGAAAGCUUUGCUGUUGACGAUAGGCAUUUAGCUUUAAAUCCAUUCAGUGUAACUAGUGAAAUCUGGGAUGAGUAUACGAAAAGCAAGCAAGGAAUGCCAGCUAAAAUAUCCGACGAAAACGAGGAGUGUGUGCAGAUUGUGGAUUCGAACAACGAACAAGCAGAAACAAAGAAUUUACAGGACCAGAAUACGCAAUAUGUUCUGGAAGUGGAACCCGUAGACAAGAAAAAAAAAUACAAAGGGGAAGACCUUAGUGACGACUCAGAAGAAAGCAAUUACGAACAAUCCUUUAAUAAAAUGGUUAGAGAACUUCUGGCAAACAGACUCGACAUUGAGAGUAAUGAAACCUUUUCUAAAAUUAAUAAACGACGCCGCACUGAAGACGAAAAAUAUGAAGCUGUUCAAUGUGAGUCAGACACUACAAAAAAUAAUGAAGGAAUUUUUCAUAUAUAUGAAGACAGAAAAGAAGAACUUGACCGAUUGUUCCUUCGUUACUUUCGCGGAGUGGUGUUUAAACGACAAAUUACCCAUGAUAUAUGGGAAACUCCAAUCGAUGGUCUGGGAAACAGAUAUAGAAACAACAUUAUUCGACUACUACUCAACAGUUCUCAUGGAAUGGAAGUAAAGCACAAAAAACAGGAGGAGGAGAAUAUAGUAUACAGGGAAUUUUCAUAA